Cheilinus undulatus (humphead wrasse) is the source of this 12353-nucleotide messenger RNA. RefSeq names its product desmoplakin. The record is from RefSeq and is a predicted model, not a curated record. Gene Ontology annotation, cellular component: intercalated disc; intermediate filament; cytoplasm. Bases 100 to 11856 code for a protein of 3918 amino acids. Gene Ontology annotation, molecular function: structural molecule activity. The transcript is spliced from 25 exons. Gene Ontology annotation, biological process: wound healing; intermediate filament cytoskeleton organization; cell-cell adhesion. NCBI's taxonomy places the organism in Eukaryota, Metazoa, Chordata, Actinopteri, Labriformes, Labridae.
GGCUCCGGGGCUGACCGGUGGAGACAGACAAGAGUUGCACGUAACUGCACCUCCGGUCGUUUCCCAGGGUGCCGCUGCGGCUGCCGUUAACGCGUUACUAUGAGUCUGUACGGCUCUCAGAAGAAUCUUCACAUGAGUCGUAGGAGCGGCUCAAGAGGCGACUUAACCGGCGGGAUGGCACAACAAUACGCGCGGAGUGAUGUGGUGCACGGAGGCGGUAAUGGAUACGACCCUUACAUGGAGGGAUACAACACCUACACCUUCUCAAAGUCCUCCCUGGGUGGAGGAGUUCCGGGGGGCGGUAUGGUCAGCACGUCGAUGAUGAGCGGCGGUGGAGGAAUGAUGGGCGGCGGUGGAGGAAUGAUGAGCGGCGGUGGAGGAAUGAUGGGCGGCGGUGGAGGAAUGAUGAGCGGCGGUGGAGGAAUGAUGAGCGGCGGUGGAGGAAUGAUGAGCGGCGGUGGAGGAAUGAUGGUCGGCGGAGGAAUGCCUGCAGGAAUGAGCAUUACAAAUACCGGAUACAAGAUUACGAGUAGCCAAGGACCUGCGAAAGUUUACUCAUGGCAGUACACCGAGGAAGAGCAGGGUGCCUCCAGCCUCGGUGCCAUCCACCAGAGAGCUAUGAUCCUGCAGAACCAGUGCCAGGAUUAUCUGAGGCAAGCCGAAUACGCCCUCCAGUCUGGUAAUAACCCGGCUGAGGCAGAGCGCAACAUGGUGAUGGCUAAAGAGACUAUCGAGCAGCUGAAAGGCUGUGCGAUGGACCUGAAACAGAUGGGACAAUCUAAUGACAACGUGGUCAGAACCCUAGAGAUAUGUAAAGACCAGUUUAAGGGAGUCCACAUGGCAAUCUCAGGCACCAUUAAGAGGAGGAGGAGCGACAGAGGGAGCUCUGGAGGCUGGGAGGAGCCACCGAGAAGCUUCCAGGACGCCAUGGGCUGGAUUGGACAGCAAAAGCGUCUGAUUGAAACGGCUCCCUGGGGGGAAGAUGCUGCAACCAUUGACCAGCAGCUGAGCAGCCACCAGAGGUUUCACAGCUCCAUUCAAAGGAGCCCAGAGGUGAUGCGAGCCAGAGACGAACUGUUAAAGAAAGGGGACAAAGCCAGUCUUCAUGCUCUGGACCAAGAAUGGGACAGUCUGCAGAAAAUGUCAUUUGGUCGGACUGAGCAGCUCCAGGAGCUUCAGCAGGUCAUUCAGGAGAUGUCUAGAGAGAUCAUGUGGGUGAACGACAAAGAGGAGCAGGAGCUGGUGUUUGACUGGGGAGACAAAAACAUCAACCAGUACAUCCCCAAGAAACAGGAGAGCUACUCGCAACUGAUGAGCUCCCUGGAGGACAAAGAAAAGGACCUGAACAAACUGAAAGGCAAAGUGGACAACCUCCUGAAGAACAACCAUCCUGCUGCAGACAAGAUCGAGGCUUAUCAGGACACUCUGCAGACUCAGUGGAGCUGGCUCCUUCAGAUUACAAAGUGCAUUGAUACCCAUCUGAAGGAGAACUCAGCUUACAGUCAGUUCUUUAAGGAGGCCAAUGAAACGUACAACGCCCUGCAGAACGAACACGAGACGGUCCGUAAAAAGUUCGUCUGUGACAAGAACACACCAUUGGAGGGACUGCUGGAGCUCCUCAGAGGACUGGAGAGGGAGAAGGAGAAGAUUCAGGACAACAAGAGGCUGGUUCAACAUCUGGUCAACCGGUCUAAGAGCAUUGUGAGGCUGAAACCCAGAAACCCAGAGGAAAAGAGCAGCAGCCCGGUCAUCGUUAAGGCUCUGUGUGACUUCAAACAAGACCAGAAAGUGAUCUGUAAGAAUGAUGAGGCAAUCCUGAAGGACAACAGUCAGCGCAGCAAGUGGAACGUCACAGGUCCCGGAGGACUGGACAUGAUGGUGCCCUCUGUGUGCCUGAUCGUACCGCCUCCUAACCCAAUCAGCAUCAGUCUGGCCAACAAGAACGAGCAGUACUACGAGGCCAUCCUGUCAAUCUGGAAUCAGCUUUACAUCAACGUGAAGAGUCUGGCCGCCUGGCAGUACUGUCUCCAUGAUAUCAAACACAUCAACUCACUUACCAUCUCCAUGCUGGCUAAGAUGCGUCCUGAGGAGUACCGACAGAUCAUCAACAGUCUGGAGACUCACUUUGCAGAGUUCAAAGUCAGCUGUGUGGGCUCGGAGAUGUUUGCAGAAGAGGACAAAAGAAGCAUCGAGAGCCAGGUCAACGGAGCCCAGAACCACUACGAGCAGCUGGUGGUCCAGCUGCCCACAUACAUUAUUCAAGAACGGCAAGAAUUAAACGCCAUUGAGCUACAAAAGCAACAGGAAUGGCUUUUGCUUCAACAGCAACAAGCCGAAGAGGAAGCCAGGAGACUCGAGGAAGCCAGGAGGCUCGAGGAAGCCAGGAGGCUCGAGGAAGCCCGGAGAUUGGAGGAAGAACGACAGAGACUGGAGUUAGAAAGGCAGGCGAAGAAGAAAGCAGAGGCAGCGAAGAGAAAAGAGCAAGUGAUUAGAAAGGAGGUGCACGUGAUAACGACAGAGCCGCCAAAGAAGAAGGUGGUGGUGUCCUCGUCCUACAGCUUAUCAGAGCUGCACGCGCUCAGACUGAGGCUGGAUGGUGCUGAGGACCUGUUGAGUCAGCAUGUUCACAUUUGUCUGGGGGAAGAUGGGGUCUAUGACUGUGGCCUCAAGAUCUCUCAGUUAGAGACGGUGCAGCGUGAUGUUGACUCGAUGCGUGAGGAGUACUUGCGUCUGAAGGAACGUAUCACGAAAGAGCUGGAGGGUAUGAAUGAUGCAGAUAAAGCCCAGUUUCUCCACAGCGAGCUUGGAGUCAUCAAUCAAAGACUGGGCAGUCUGGAGGGCAGCUCAUCAGCUUACCUACAGCGGCUUCGGGCUCUAAGGGACAUGCUGGAGAGUGUGGCGCGAGCUGAAGACAUUGUGAAAGUUUAUGAGGCGAGGCUGACCGAGAAAGAAACCACCUCACUGAGUCCUAGUGAAGUGGAGGAGUAUAUAUUGGCCCUGAAGACCAUGAAAUCAGAGCUGGAUCAGAAGAGAGACAUUCUGACCUCCAUGGAGGCAGAGUUGUCCAAGGCAGGUUACUGGAAUGGACAGGUGGGAGCGCCAUUCCACAGGUGUGACAUGAUGCUGUCCAAAUACACUGAGCAGGUGAACCUGCUGUCAGACCGCUGGAGACGAAUCCUGGCACAGAUCGACACCAGGGUCAAUGAUCUGCAGUGCUAUCAGCCUCAGCUGCAGCACUACAAAGAAACCAGCUCCUCCCUCAGCGACUGGAUUGGUGCCACAAAGCAAAAACAAGACGCCCUGCAGGCCACCAAAAUUACCAGCAUCGAUACUCUAAAAGACCACAUCAACAGCCAGAAGACACUGAACACAGAAAUCAAAUCCAGGAGAGAGACGGUCGACAGUGUGCUAAAGGACAAUGAUGCCUGUGUGAUGUCCAUCAAGGACUAUGAAACCGACCUUAACUCUUACACCUCUGGUUUGGAGACUUUGCUCAACAUCCCUAUCAAGAGGACGAUGCUGAAGUCACCAUCUAUGGAUCUUAAUCAAGAGGCUACACAACUGCAGACUCGUUACAUGGAGCUGCUCACUCAGUCUGGGGAUUACUACAGAUUCCUGGGAGAGCUGCUCAAAAACAUGGAGGAGCUUAAGAUUCGUAACACCAGGAUCGAUCUGUUAGAAGAAGAACUUCGCCUGCUAAGAGAAAGCAUGCAAGAUCAAACUUUCAAGUACAAAUCCUUGGAGGAUGCUCUUGCUAGCUCUCGGCUGGAGCUCUCUGCGUCCAAAGACCAGCUGUUGUCUAUGGAGGCGGUGAAGGCAAGCACAGCAUUUGAGGUUAAUGCCACCAAGGACAGCCUGAACAGCACCCAGAGCCAGAUGGCUGACCUCAGAGACCAGGUGGCCCGUCUUACAUACUUACUUGAGGAGGAAAAGAGGAAGAAGAGGCUGGCAGAGGAGCGCUACACUCAACAGCAAGAGGAGUAUGAAUCAGUGCUGGGUAGGAGGCAGAAAGAGCUGGAGACGGUUAGCUGGUCCAAGGUGGAGUUAGAGAAGAGUGUUGUGAAUAAGGAGCAGGAGAUUGAGCAGCUGCGGCGGCAGCUGGCUGAUGAGGCAGCGAGGGUGAAGGAGCUUCAGAGGGAGAUUUCAAAGGUAAGGAGCCAAUGCAGUACGGAGAUCAAUAAUCUAAAACUCAACUUCGAAUCCCAGAUCCAAGUUAGCCGCACAGACGUACAGAGACUGGCAGCCCAGAGGGAUGAGGAUACAUCUGAGCUUCGACUACAGUAUGACAGGAUUGAGGUGGAGAGGAGGGAACUGGAGGAGGAUCUCAGGAGGAUCAGGUUAUCUCUGAACCAGGCUGAGGAACAAAGAAAGAGGGCUGAAGAGGAAGCUCAAAGUCAGCGUGCAAUUAUCACAGAGGAAGGGCGCAGGAGGAGAGAACUAGAGAAUAAGGUGGACGGUCUGAUGAGGCAGAGGGAUGAGCAGAGCAGUCAGUAUGAAGAGGAGCUGGCUGAAGUCAUGAAGCGCCUGCAGGAAAAGACUGAAGAGCUGACCUACAUUACACAUAAUUUAGAGGAGGAGACCCGCAGGAGGAAGACUAUAGAGGAAGGGCAGGGUGUACUGGAGCAGACUUUGUCCCAGAUGCAAUCAAAGCUGAGUGCUUCAUCGAUGACUGCGGCCCAGCUUCGAGAGUGCAAGGAUGAGCUUGAGAAGUUGCGUUUGGAGCUAGAGAGGGAGAGCAGAGAGAGAAGCAGAGUAGAACACAACAUGAGCAGACUACAGGGCCGCAUGAAAGACCUUCAGGCUGUGAGAGAUGGGCUUGAGAGCCAAGUGGAGAACCUGAGGCAGGCUAACCAAGAGGAGAUAGCUAGAAGAAAGCAGGUAGAAACAGAGCUGGAGAAGACCACCACAGCAAUUACAGAGUACAGCCGCACCAUUACAACACUUCGCCAAGGCCAAGAAAAUGCCAGCAUGUCAGAGAAAAGAGGUGAAGAACAGCGCCUUAGGUUGCAAGGGGAGCUGGAGGAAAGCUUGAGACAAAACAAAACCUCUGCAGAGCGCAUGUCACAGCUUGAGGCCGAGCUCAAGGCUCUGCAGCAACAACUCCUCCAGGAGCAGGCCAGAGUCAAAGAGGCAAACCUCAAGAAUGGAAGUCUGUACAAAACCAUAGAGGAGAAGAGUAAAGCGAUGAGUGAGAGCUCUGCAGAGCUUCAGAAGCUGAAGAAGAUGAUAGAGAGCCAAACAAAAGAGAGGCUGAGGCUGGAGGAGGAGUUGAGGGUAGCCAAACAUGAUAAAGAGGAACUCCUGAAAUCCAAAAAAGGCCACGAUGACAAGCUCUCCUCUCAGAUUACCGCCCUGCAGCUGCAGCUUCAGACCAGUGAGCGCAGUAAUGUAGAUUACCGCAACCUGGUCUCAGAGCUCUCCUCUGAGAGGGAGAAACUCAUGCUGGAGACUGAGAAAAUACAGAAGCAGGCGUCCGAGAUAACAAUCACGAUGCAGUCACUCGAGUCCAAGUAUAAUGACAUAGUGUUUGAGAGAGAUGAACUACUGCGAAAACUGAAAGUAUCCGAUAAGGACAGAGACAGCCUCCAAAGGCUAGAAGAUGAACUCAGUCGCCUCAAACUAUCCCUUGAGUCUGAGCUUCGCAAUAAGCAGCGUCUACAAGACGAUAGUGACAGGUUAAAGAGAGAUUUGGGCCACUGGAAGGACCAGUAUGAAAGUAAGCAGGAGCUGGUCAAGCAGUAUGAGACAGACAAGGACCGUCUGGAGAGGGACAAGAAUUCACUGAAAAGCGAGAUAGAAAGGCUGAUGAGAGAGCUCAGGGAGCUCGAAGAUACGUAUAAAAUUAAGCUGUCUUCCAUCCAGAAGGAACUGAAAGACAUGACCACUCUUAGACUAAACUUGGAAGCUGAGCUGAAGAAAUCUAAAGAGCCUCCACCCUUGGAUGCCUCCAGUGUGAUUUUUGAUGGAGUCCGCAAAAAAGUCACAGCAGACCAGCUGCUUGACUGUGAUGUUUUGGACAAACCAACAUUUAGCCAGCUUGCAAAGGGGCACAAGACUGUCCCUGAGGUGUCUGCUGACAAAAAGAUUAACCUGAAAGGUACAGGCCCAAUAGCUGGGGUUUUGGUUGAAGGUCAGAAAGGUCCAGGCUCUGCAAACAGACUGCAGUUCAAAAUGACGUUUGCAGAAGCCAAGAAACAGAAACUUCUGCCACCUGACAGCAUCGACCUGUUACUGGAUGCUCAGGCUGCCACAGGCCACAUAGUCGAUCCCAGAACUAAUCAGAAGUUUACAGUUGAAGAAGCGUGUGAUCAAGGUGUGGUUGACGAAAAGGACAGGGACAGGCUGAGAGCAGCAGAAGCAGCAGCUGUGGGGUUCAGGAGUCCCUCCUCAAACAAACCACUUUCAGUAUUUGAGGCCAUGAAGAAAGGAUUAACUGACAAGAACACAGCACUGCGCCUCCUUCAAGCCCAAGAGGCCACAGGAGGCAUCCUAGAUCCAGCAUACAGUGUGUUCCUCCCCAAAGACACGGCUGUUGAGCGUAACCUCAUUGAUGAUAACACACUACGUGCUUUAAAUCAGAGGCCUAAACUUUAUAUGGACCCAGAGACUGAAGAGGGUGAGACAUACAUGGCACUGAAGAGGAAAUGCAAGGUGGAGCUAAAUACUGGCCUCCUGCUUCUUCCUGUCACUGAGAAGGUAGAUUCCUCUAAACUUGUCUUUGAUGGUGUUCGCAAACCGGUCACAGCCAAGGAGCUGGCUGAUUGUGAUGUGCUUGACAAGCAAACGCUGAAAGAUCUAGAGGAGGGAAAGAAAACUGUUCCAGAAGUGGCUUUGGAUAAAAAGGUGUAUCUUAAGGGGACUGGACCAAUUGCUGGGGUGGCAGUUGGACCUUUAGAGAAAAUGUCUUUAACAGAAGCCAAGAAACAAAAGCUCAUCUCUGCAGAAUGUGCAGAUUUGCUUCUAGAGGCCCAGGCUGCCACAGGCCACAUAAUCAAUCCCAGAACUAAUCAGAAGCUAACUGUUGAUGAGGCAUGCUAUCAAGGUGUGGUUGACAUAAAGGACAGGGACAGGCUGAGAGCAGCAGAAGAAGCAGCUGUGGGGUUCAGCAGUCCCUCCUCAAACAAACCACUUUCAGUAUUUGAGGCCAUGAAGAAAGGAUUAACUGACAAGAACACAGCACUGCGCCUCCUUCAAGCCCAAGAGGCCACAGGAGGCAUCCUAGAUCCAGCAUACAGUGUGUUCCUCCCCGAAGACACGGCUGUUGAGCGUAACCUCAUUGAUGAUAACACACUUCGUGCUCUGAAUCAGAAGCCAAAGCUUUAUAUUGACCCAGAGACUGAAGAGGGUGAGACAUACAUGGCACUGAAGAGGAAAUGCAAGGUGGAGCUGAACACUAGCCUCCUGCUCCUUCCUGUCAAUGAGAAGGUAGAACUUGUCUUUGAUGGUGUUCGCAAACCUGUCACAGCCAAGCAGCUGGCUAAUUGUGAUGUGCUUGACAAACAAAUGCUGAAAGAUCUAGAGGAGGGAAAGAAAUCUGUCCCAGAGGUGGCUUCAGAUAAAAAGGUGUAUCUAAAGGGAAAUGGAUCAAUUGCUGGGGUGGCUGUUGGACCUUUAGAGAAAAUGUCUUUAACAGAAGCCAAGAAACAGAAGCUCAUCUCUGCAGAAUGUGCAGAUUUGCUUCUAGAGGCCCAGGCUGCCACAGGCCACAUAAUCAAUCCCAUUACUAAUCAGAAGCUAACUGUUGAUGAGGCAUGCGAUCAAGGUGUGGUUGACGAAGAGGACAGGGACAGGCUGAGAGCAGCAGAAGAAGCAGCUGUGGGAUACAGAGGUCCCUCCUCAAACAAACCACUUUCAGUAUUUGAGGCCAUGAAGAAAGGAUUAACUGACAAGAACACAGCACUGCGCCUCCUUCAAGCCCAAGAGGCCACAGGAGGCAUCCUAGAUCCAGCAUACAGUGUGUUCCUCCCCAAAGACACGGCUGUUGAGCGUAACCUCAUUGAUGAUAACACACUUCGUGCUCUGAAUCAGAAGCCAAAGCUUUAUAUUGACCCAGAGACUGAAGAGGGUGAGACAUACAUGGCACUGAAGAGGAAAUGCAAGGCGGAGCUGAACACAGGCCUCCUGCUCCUUCCUGUCACUGAGAAGGUAGAUUCCUCUAAACUUGUCUUUGAUGGUGUUCGCAAACCUGUCACAGCCAAGGAGCUGGCUGAUUGUGAUGUGCUUGACAAGCAAACGCUGAAAGAUCUAGAGGAGGGAAAGAAAUCUGUUCCAGAAGUGGCUUCAGAUAAAAAGGUGUAUCUAAAGGGAAAUGGAUCAAUUGCUGGGGUGGCAGUUGGACCUUUAGAGAAAAUGUCUUUAACAGAAGCCAAGAAACAGAAGCUCAUCUCUGCAGAAUGUGCAGAUUUGCUUCUAGAGGCCCAGGCUGCCACAGGCUACAUAAUCAAUCCCAGGACUAAUCAGAAGCUAACUGUUGAAGAGGCAUGCAGUCAAGGUGUGGUUGACAUAAAGGACAGGGACAGGUUGAGAGCAGCAGAAGAAGCAGCUGUGGGAUACAGAAGUCCCUCCUCAAACAAACCACUUUCAGUAUUUGAGGCCAUGAAGAAAGGAUUAACUGACAAGAACACAGCACUGCGCCUCCUUCAAGCCCAAGAGGCCACAGGAGGCAUCCUAGAUCCAGCAUACAGUGUGUUCCUCCCCAAAGACACGGCUGUUGAGCGUAACCUCAUUGAUGAUAACACACUUCGUGCUCUGAAUCAGAAGCCAAAGCUUUAUAUUGACCCAGAGACUGAAGAGGGUGAGACAUACAUGGCACUGAAGAGGAAAUGCAAGGCGGAGCUGAACACUGGCCUCCUGCUUCUUUCUGUCACUGAGAGGGUAGAUUCCUCUAAACUUGUCUUUGAUGGUGUUCGCAAACCUGUCACAGCCAAGGAGCUGGCUGAUUGUGAUGUGCUUGACAAGCAAACGCUGAAAGAUUUAGAGAAGGGGAAGAAAUCUGUUCCAGAAGUGGCUUUGGAUAAAAAGGUGUAUCUAAAAGGGACUGGAUCAAUUGCUGGGGUGGCAGCUGGACCAUUAGGGAAAAUGUCUUUAACAGAAGCCAAGAAACAGAAGGUCAUGUCUGCAGAAUGUGCAGAUUUGCUUCUAGAGGCCCAGGCAGCCACAGGCCACAUUAUUGACCCAAAAACCAAUGAAAAGCUUACAGUAGAGGAGGCAAGUACCAUGGGAGUGGUUGACAAUAAGGAUCGAGAUAGACUCUUAUCAGCAGAAGCUGCAGCUGUGGGCUUCAGAGAUCCCCGCACAGCUAAGCCACUAUCAUUGUAUGAAGCAAUGAAGAAGGGACUGAUUGACAAGAAGACUGGUCUACGUCUGUUGCAGGCUCAGGAGUCAACAGGUGGCAUUCUAGAUCCAAAUCUUAGUGUGUUCCUCCCCAGAGAUACGGCUAUAAAGCGCAACAUUUUGGAUGAAGACCUCUGCCAGGCCUUAAACAAGAAGCCUGAGUGCUACCUUGACCCAGAUACCCAACAAGGAACUUCCUAUAUUUCUCUGAAGAAAAAAUGCAAAGUAGAUCCAAGAACAGGGUUUCUGCUACUCCCUGAACCUAAAAAGCCAGUAACAGUCCAGGGUCUUCGGGACCAAGUGUCUGUUAUGGAUCUAGUGGAUGCAAAUCUGCUGAAAUAUUCCGAUAUGGACCAAUUGAGGGAGGGCAGAUUGACAAGCAAGGACAUUGAAGACCGCCUGCGCCCCUACCUAAGAGGUUCUACCUGCAUUGCAGGAAUUUAUGAUGAGGCCCAGGAUAAGGUGGUGCCCAUCUAUCAGGCCAUGAAAGAUGGAUUGUUGCGUCCUGGGACCACUUUGGAACUGCUUGAGGCCCAGGCUGCCUCUGGGUUUAUAGUUGAUCCUGUCAACAACCAGUACCUGAGUGUUAAUGAUGCCUACAAUAGGAGACUAUUUGGACCAGAGUAUAAGGAUAAGCUUCUAUCAGCAGAGAGGGCCGUGACUGGUUACAAUCUUCCUGGCACAGACAAAGUCAUCUCACUCUUUCAGGCCAUUGAAAGAGGUCUAGUGGAGAAAGGUCAUGGCAUCCGUCUGCUAGAGGCACAGAUAGCCAGCGGUGGUAUCAUUGACCCUGAACACAGCCAUCGUAUAGAUGUAAACGUAGCCUACAAGAAGGGUUACUUGGAUGAGAAAAUGAACAGGAUCCUGAGUAAUCCAAAUGCUGAUACCAAAGGUUUCUUUGACCCUAAUACAGAGGAAAACCUGACCUACAAGGAGCUUAAGCAGCGCUGUACCACAGAUAGAAAGACUGGCCUCAUCCUUCUGCCCAUCAUGGACAAGUCAAAGCAAGAGUCAACUCUGCGAAAGCGGAGAGUGAUCAUUGUUGACCCAGAGACCAACAGGGAGAUGACAGUACGUGAAGCAUAUGACAAAGGAUUGAUUGAUCACGACACAUUCUUGGAGCUGUCUCAGCAGGAGUGUGAGUGGGAGGAGAUCACCAUCACUGCUUCAGAUGGUUCCACAACGUUUCAGAUAGUUGACAAGAAGACAGGAAGACAGUAUGAUAUAACUGAGUUGCUUGAGAAGGGAGUUAUAAGUCAGUCAGAUCUAGACAAGUACAAAUCACGUACCAUCAACCUCACUCAGUUUGCUGACAUCAUAACAAACAGGACCAGAGGUGGUGGAUUAUCAUCAUCAACUUCAAGAUCAUCAGCAACCUCAGGUACAUCCUCAGUGACAUCUUUGUCAUCUUCUUCUUCCCGAACAUCAGCUUCCCCAGGUUCAUCCUCAUUGACCAUAUCAUCAUCUACUUCUUCUAGAACAUCGGCUUCCCCAACCACGUCGUCAGUGACAUCGUCAACCCUGAGAUCAGGAACCUCAGCACAACCAACAUUGACAUCUUCUUCCUCCUCUUCCUCAUCAGUCCAAACCAGACCCCUAUCACCAACCCUUACCAAGAUGACCACAACAAGAACUACUACUGUCACAGAACGAAGCUCCUCAUCAAGCAGCAUCCCUCAUGAUAUAACUGAUUCUCCCAGAAAUAUAGCCAGUGUCUCGAUCUCUCUGGCCUCCCCUGUUGUAACUAUAGGUGAACAGGAACCUGUAGGUGCAGUUUUUGACACUGAAACUUUGGAGAAGAUAUCCAUAACAGAGGCCCUAAAUCGUGGUUUGGUGGAUACUAUCACAGCCCAGAGACUGCUAGAGGCCCAGGCAUGCACCGGAGGAAUCAUCAAUCCUGCAAAUGGUCGAAGGCUUGGUAUAAUUGAGGCUUCACGUCUGGGCAUUAUAGAUGAUGACAUGGCCACCAAGCUCAAGCCUGCCCAGAAAGCUUACGUUGGUUUUGAGGAUUUGAAAACCAGGAGGAAGAUGUCAGCUGCUGAGGCAAUGAAGGAGACAUGGCUUCCUUAUGAGGCAGGGCACAGGUUCCUGGAGUUCCAGUAUGUAACCGGAGGGUUUCAUGACCCAGAAGUUGGCUGUAGAAGAUCUGUGCAAGACGCUUUGCAAAUGGGCUGGCUGAAUGAGAAAUCAGCUCAGAAGCUUCAAGACUUCAAGAGGCACACCAAGAACCUGACAUGUCCCAAGACCAAACUUAAGAUCUCAUACAAGGAGGCUCUGGAUAAUUGCAUGUCAGAGGAAAGCACUGGAGUUCGAAUGCUUCCUGCAUCGUCUAUAUCUUCCAGUGGAAUCAGCAGUCCUUACAACGUGUCCUCUGCCCCUGGAUCAGCCCAUGGCUCCAGGAGUGGCUCUCGAAGGGGCUCCCGAAGAAGUAGUCUUGACUUAGGCUCACCUAUCUCAACAACUACUCGCUACACCUUCUCUUCCUACGGCUCCACCUCCAGUAAUAAAGAGUAUUUCAACUAACAAGACAACAACACUGUUGCUGAAAAGUCUGAAAUGAUAAUUUAGCUUUCUGCAUUGGUUAAAGCUUUGGUGUUGCUAUUCUCUUAAAAAUGUAAAGAUCUGCACAAUUCUGGCACAAUAUUUUAAUAAUAAUUUGGAUUAUCAGUUACAUAACGCUUAACGUAUUUGGAAUAAAAACCAAAUGAAUUCUGAUUAAAUAUAUAUCGUUUUCUAUCAUAAAGGCUUAGCAAUGACUGCCAUAUUUCUGCAUGCAUAUAACUGACACAAAUAUUUCCUAUCUUUUUGAGUAAUUCCUUUAAAGCUUUGCAUUGGUGUUAUAAUGGUUUUAUUUGACAAUUAAUAAAUGCCUAUUUUGUGAGGGGCGGGGAAUGCAAACUGGGGUUACAAAUACUGACACUAGUUUUUUACUCAGUCAUAAUCAUUGGGUUCUUGCUGAUAAGUGCUACUGGUUUUGUAACAGUUUCUGAAUAUAUCAAAAUAAAAGAGUCUUUUGCUCA